AUGAACGCGAAAAUCGUUCGACCAUUGAUGAACGAAAUCUUCUAUUUGGCUUCUCGGAGUCCGAUCUUAGCGUACAAAAAGAUCGAAACUCUUCUUCAGCAGUAUAAUACAAGCGAUAAAUCUGACAAGGUUGCGAUUCUCAGUCAUAUUGCCAAAGAUUAUCAUCCUGCCGAGCCCGAUGUGACGUCGAAAAUUGAACAAAUGUCUCCGGGGCAUUUUAUCGAAGAUUGCGAGAGACUUCAUGAGGCUACAACGCCGAAAUACGCAGAACUAUUUCGAUUGAUUGGCCGGCAACCUGAUGGGGUUCGAUCACUUGUUCAUCUACGUGCUGAUUUGUUAAAAUUCUUACCGGAAAUGGAAUCGCGUCAAUAUGCAAAGCGAAUGAGUGACAAUCUGCAAGAUUUACUCGCGACUUGGUUCACAACUGGUCUACUGAAAGUUGAACGGGUGACAUGGCAAAGUCCGUGCGAAAUCGUUCAGCGUGUAUCUGAUUAUGAAGCAGUGCAUCCUGUUCGGACAUGGACGGAUUUAAAACGACGUCUCGGACCUUAUCGGCGAUGCUUCGCUUACACUCAUCAUAUGAUGCCCUAUGAUCCUUUAGUUAUUCUACAUGUUGCACUAACGGAUGGUAUAGCAAAUUCCAUUCAAACAAUUCUUCAUCGAGUUUCUGCGCAAUCACAUGUGACGUCGAGUAUUCACAAAGAAGAUCCAGAUAUAAUCAAAUCAGCAAUAUUUUACUCCAUUUCUUCUACUCAACCAGGCUUAAAAGGUAUCGAACUUGGAAAUUCCUUGAUUAAACGUUGCGUUCGUAAAUUACGCGUUGAGCAUCCUCAAUUAGAGAAAUUCUCUUCGCUUUCUCCAAUACCUGACUUUCGUAAGUGGCUCAUGGAUGAAUUGAAUUGUCCUUCGACAACUUUAAUCUCUCUUGAUAUGCGCACAUGGCUUCAAUCGCUGCUUACUACCAGUACUACUUGGCAUUUGGACGAGCAAAUUCUUUCAGACCUUCGGCCUAUACUAAUGCAAUUAUGCGCAUAUUAUCUCAUAAAGGUCAAGCAUCCUCGAACUGGUUAUGCACGUGAUCCCGUAGCUAAUUUUCAUUUGCGUAACGGUGCUGUUGUUUGGCGUCUAAAUUGGCUUGCUGAUCGCAGUGAACGAGGGUGGAAACAAUCUCUUUCGCUUAUGGUCAAUUAUCGGUAUUACAGUUUUGAUCAGAUCGAUCGCAAUAGCAUCAGUUAUAUCGAUCAAAAACUGAUCCAUGCCGAUGAACAAGUUUCUCGAUUGCUUUGA
This is a messenger RNA of Adineta ricciae, 1287 nucleotides long. The record is from the annotation of a GenBank genome assembly. NCBI's taxonomy places the organism in Eukaryota, Metazoa, Rotifera, Eurotatoria, Adinetida, Adinetidae.